Molecule: messenger RNA, 1140 nt
Organism: Blastomyces dermatitidis ER-3
Lineage: Eukaryota; Fungi; Ascomycota; Eurotiomycetes; Onygenales; Ajellomycetaceae
Product: dolichyl-phosphate mannosyltransferase polypeptide 3
Exons: 3
Coding region: 329-772 (147 amino acids)
Biological process (GO): GPI anchor biosynthetic process
Cellular component (GO): dolichol-phosphate-mannose synthase complex; endoplasmic reticulum membrane
Source: RefSeq, a predicted model, not a curated record
AAACUCAUUGGCACCACCUGCUGCUAUUAGUUCGCUUUGUUUGCUUCAAUAUAUUUUUACCAAACCCAGAGUCGCUAGAGCUAGAGAAGAUUGAAAUGUAGGAAGAAGCAAACACAAGCGAGACGAAGACGUCGUAGAUAGAUACGGUGUUCUAGACUUAGUGUAUCUCGCGCUAAUUAGACGCGAAGGCCAUGUGAUUUACACGCGUGUGGUUAGACCUGCCUCAUCAAUCAUCGAAAAGCGGAAGCUGGCAUCACCAACAGGAUAGUUAUAUAUACAGAAGAAGACAGCACAACAGGUAAAAGACAACCUUUGCCAAUUCCCUCGAAUGUCCUUGAUUUGGCGCACGCAAGCUUCUAGGGAUAUCAAUUGUCCACACAUAAUAUUAAUUUUCUUUUCAAUUGCUGCCAUUACUAUCGCACGAUCCAACCCAACCCAUACGAAAACCAUCCCUCCUACCUACUUGUUCCUGCAUACCAUACAUCCCGCAAACAUGACUCGAGCUCAACAGACCCUCUCUGUCAUCCUCUUAAUCACAUCGCUCUAUCUCGCCCUCUACCUCGGUCUUGUCCCUCUAAAUCCCACCAUUCAGAACGAAAUAAUACCAGUCCUCCCCUUCUACUCCCUCAUGGUCAUAGGCGCCUACAUGCUCUUCCGUCUCGGCUGGGGCGUCUAUGCCUUCAACGACGUGCCGGAGGCGCACGAGUCGCUGCAGAAGGAGAUUCUGGAGGCGAAGAACCAGUUGCGGAUGGCGAAGGUGGAUGUUGAUUAGGGGAUGUAGGGGUUUUUUUUAAUGUUUUGUUUUGCUUUAUUUUUAUUUUAUUUUAUUUUUAAGUUCUCUCUUUUGCUUUGUUUUGUUUUGUCUUGAUUGGGGCUGUGGUUGUAGUGAAUGGAUGGGAUUUUGAAAGGGGAGGGGAGGAAGGGGAAUGGAACGGUGGUAGGUAGAUGGAAGGGUGGUGGGGUGAGAAACUUGGAGCUGUCAGCCUUCUUUUUAUUGAGAAUGGGUGGAUAAAGAGAGAAAGGUUGGGCUUUGUGCAAGGGGGAUGGUUUCCUUGUCUCUCUCUCUCUCUCUCUUUUUUUUUUUUUUUUUUUUUUUUUUUUUUUUUUUUUUUUUUUCCUGUUAGUAUACAUGUUUAUUUU